AUGGAUGCGCAGAAUGCCGCCGAGAUCGACCAAGCGAGGCCCUCGGCUCCUUCCCCUCAGCGGCGCCGGGGCUCCCAGGUCGACCCCAAAAACGCAUCCUCGCUAGAUCCAAAACCCGGCAACACUCUCGCAGAAGCCAAGUCGAAAUCUAGCGUUGCUCCCGCGUCGAUUUCUCGAGCUGACGAGGGCGCCGAUGACCGCGACUCCGACGCUGAGACCAUUGUGCUUCCCGGCAAGGACGGCCACUCACCAUCGAAAGUCCGCAAAGUGAGGCAAGAAGACAAGAGCGAGAGCGACGGCGAUGCAUCCAAACCGAAAACCAGCGCCAAGGCCUUCAAGGCCGACGCUGAUGCUAUCAGCGCUCGUGCGGUGGACGCCCCUAGGAGGAAGCGCCUCUCUAGCUCUGCAGGCUCGAGGCUGGCCGAGAAAGACAGCCAUUCUCGCAGUAAGGAUGGCGGCAACUCUAGUGGACUGAGCUCUGCACCGAACUCGCCAACUCAAACACACCGACGUUUGCAGCACCGCCGCCAACGGUCGCGUUCCGACGCAGCUCCUGUUUCCGAUUCCGACUCUGACGAAUACACCAACAAGCCAACAAAAUCAACCCUCAGAGACAAGGCUAGAUCUGGCGACAGAUUGGUCUCACAAAAACGCAAGGCUCCCAAAGUCGAAUCUGACGACGAGGCUGAUGGGCGCAAGGCUAGGCGCCAGCGCACCACCUCAGUCAGCGUCGACGCAGGCCGCAAUUCCCGAGACGCUCGAGUCUCUUCACGAUCUCAACGUGAUGCGAGAACACAGUCACGCUCGCCCCCUCCCCGACAUCACCGCCGAAGCACCUCCACCCAACUACCCACGUCAAACGGCCUCAGCCAGAAGAAGAAGCGAUUGCCACCCCCGCUACAAUCUACGGAGUACCACUCCGAUGAUUCCUCCGCCAGUGGAAGUCCUCACCCCCGCAGCACCAAGCUGCGGAGCCUUGUCACCCCCUCCAAUUCAGAAUCUCACAUGUCUCCUGCCAAAGUUGGACCCCACAAGAAGCAUUUGGAUGCGCACGGCCAGACGCUGCUCGCUCGCGCUUGCGCUAGGGGUGAAUACGAUGGUGUCAAGCAACGUCUACAGGAGCGACCGGAAGACUUGAACGUGGCCGACUACGCAGGCAACACCCCUCUCCAGAUUGCUGCAAUUAACGGUUGUGAAGACAUUGUCAAACUCUUGAUCGAAGCAGGAUGUAACAUGGAUUGUGUAAACUAUGACAAAGACACACCAUUACUCGAUGCCGUGGACAAUGGUCAUUUGGAAGUUGUGAAGCUCCUGUUGGAUGCUGGCGUCAACCCCCGAAAAGCCAACGUGAAUGGAGAGGAACCCAUCGACCGAGUAACGGAAGAAACCGAUCAUGCCGAGGAGAUUCGGUCACUGCUGAUUUCUGCAAGGAAGAAGGCUGGUGACAGGAUGCGAACCUCGGAAGAACGCCACUCUCACCAUGAUCUUGAUGCGCGCGACUCUCAUGCGCCGGAUAGUCCACGGCGAUCACCGGCUGCACCAAGCGCGAGACGCAGCACAACAGGACGAGCCACAAAAACUCGAAAUGAUCUGCUUUACAUGCCGCUAGACGACAAAACGCUUCGACAAGCUGCCGGUCGUGGGGACGAGGAGACCGUUGCCCGCAUCUUGCAAGUAAAGGAGGGACUCGAUGACCCCGAGUCCAUGGUCGCUGCUGCCCGCGGCGGCCAUGAUCUUGUCCUCCAGUUGUUACUAGGCCUGGGAGGUGCUAACGCCGACCCCGGCCCUGUGGCGAGUCUUCCAGCUGGAUUCGCAACCCCUAUACUAGCGGCAAUUGGCCAGGAAAACCUCAAGGUGGUUCAGUUAUUACUGGAGCAACAGGGCUUCGAUCCGACAAGAAGGUUCAAGGGCGAAACCUACUACGAAAUUGCGUAUCAUCGCCAGGGCCCAAAUUGGAAGGAAGAGGAGAACAUAUUACGGGCUGCAUACGACGAAUAUAAGCGCGCGCACAAAGACGGCGCUUCCACGAAAUCUCCAGGUCGAAAGGAGCGCGAACGCGAGGAGAAGCGUACUAAGAGAGACGAAGCACGCGCAGACGCUAAGCGCGAACGCAAAUCUGGUUCCAAACUGGACACCAAGAGACGAUCCGAGUCCUUCUCGACCCACGGCGACGAGGAAACCCCUAAGCGCGGUCCUGGUCGGCCUCGCAAAGAAGAGAAGCUCCCAGUUGUGCCAAGUUCCGAUCGUGAAGCUUCACCGAGCGUCCAGUCCAAGCCUCCCAAGACAAAACGCGCAGAGUCAGACGCCGCGGCCGUGUCAUCUGAUGGCGAAUCCGCCAAGCCGCGCCGCAAGCUUGUCUCCAAAGGUGAACUUCGCGGCGAGAGAGACAAGAAGAGUCGAGUCUCAUCUGGCAAAGAGCCAACAAGUCCGAAAACCUCCCGCAAUGAUGAAACCGCAGAAAAGCAAAAACUUUCAGAGAAGUAUCAUGACAGAACGAAGGCGCUAAAGCGUGAACCCCCUCGGGAAAACGAGUCGACAUCUAAGAGGCAUCGCAAGAGCACAACACCUGAUCAUUCGGCCGACGCUGACAAGGAUGAAACUGAAAAUUCUGUGAAGCGUCGGCGCCUGGAAAAUGACGCGCCAGAGAAGAAGAGCAAGCGCUCCGCCCUAGAAGACAAGACGAAGAAGACGAACUCCAAGGGUAGGAGCGACGAGGACUCUGUCAACGACAAAAAGCCAAAAGAAUCGAAACGGCGGGAUUCCAACCGCUCUGCGUCAUCUGACAAAGUGAAAAUCAAGUCUGAGGAUGUUGACAUUGCUAUGACGGAGGCACCUAUCAAGGAACCGAGUGCUGAAAAGAUCGACGAGGCCGAAGUAGCCAGGAAGAAAGAGGAAGAGGAGGCUGCCAAGAAAGAGAAGAAGAGAGUCGAGGAGGAAGAAGCUCGACGCCGUGAGGAGGAAGCAGCUCGACGCCGUGAAGAGGAAGAGAAAGCCAAAGAAGAGGAGCGCCUGCGCCGCGAAGCUGAAGCUACACGAUUACGAGAAGAAGAACAGAAGAAGAAAAAGGAAGAGGAAGAGAGAAAACAGCGCGAAGAAGAGGAACGUCUGCAUCGCGAGCAGCUGGAACGUGAGGCCGCAGAGGCGAAAAGACAAGAAGAAGAAGAGGAGCGCAAGGAGCGUGAGCGCCGUCACCGCGAAGAAGUCGAACGCAAACGUGCUGCCCGUGAAGCAGAAGCCAGAAAGAUGCGCGAAGAAGAGGAACGCGCUCGGUUGGACAAGCUCCCGCCCUUGAUGCGUUGGCUCCAGACAUGCUCCAAUCCAAAACAAUCCAGCGUGGCGGAGAAGUUUCGUUUUAUGUCUGGUGUCCGCUACGACACUAUUCGACCCGCAGUCACCGGCACCCCUGAAGGUCGCGAACAAUGGGUACUCAACACACACGUUGCCUUGCUUCUUGGCGAAAAGGAUCUUGAUCUGUCUCGCUAUACAGCGUGGGAGCGCGCCCCUGUCUCCCAUCUGGCGAAGAUUACUCUUUGGCGGACCGAGUGGGAGCUCUACUCGUUAUUAUCCGAAAAAUAUUGGGACAUUGGCCAACAGCUGCCAGAUUACUAUAAUGGCGAAGACCCCGCUUCCAUGAGCUUUCAGACCAAGCAAAAACUGAAGCAAGCUGCAUGGGAGCGGUUCGCCGCCACACAAAUGUUCUUCGUCAAGUUGUCUGAGCUGCUUUACACUGUCUCCAAUAUGCCCCAUCUUCGCAACGUUAUGCUCGCCGUCGAGUAUCGUGAGCUUCUCGAGAGCGAGGCUCAGGUUGUGGGGUGGAAGGCGCCCCAGAAAUGGAAGCAAGAUCCCGGAGUGGACCGUUUCCAUGGCUUUGCGCCGCGGCAUAAAUACUAUCUCGGUGGCAACUUUGUGCGUGAAGAUACCCCGACGAAACAUUUGAUCAGCAGCACACCGUUUCCAGAAAAGCGAGUACCACGCCGCGGCCUAGUUCAAGUAUUCCCAGACGACCCAGAAUACGAGAAAUUGUGCCUCGAGCAAGGUCUGGAGCACCUCGUUAGGGGCCAAGCCAGCCCAUCGUUGCCAAACGGCGUGCACGCCUCCGCGAUUGAGUCUAAGCUCCUCAAUGGUACUAACGGUCAUGGGCACAACCACAUCGAGGCUCCCAGUGUCGCUGUUAAUGGCGGUUCUCACUGA
This is a messenger RNA of Akanthomyces muscarius, 4191 nucleotides long. RefSeq lists its product as uncharacterized. Gene Ontology annotation, cellular component: nucleoplasm. Gene Ontology annotation, molecular function: protein binding. NCBI's taxonomy places the organism in Eukaryota, Fungi, Ascomycota, Sordariomycetes, Hypocreales, Cordycipitaceae. The transcript has a single exon. Bases 1 to 4191 code for a protein of 1396 amino acids. The record is from RefSeq and is a predicted model, not a curated record.